ACACACACACACACACACACACACACACACACACACACACACACACACACACACACACACACACACACACAAACACACUCACUCACAGGAUGGCUGCCGUCUCAGCUAACUGCUGUCGAGCGUCUCAGACCUUCAUCGUCUUCUUCGUCCUGUCAGUGGGACAGUUUCCGUCCGUUUCCUGUUUCAAGGUGCCGGAGGGGGGCGUGGCCUCUCUGUCCUGCCAGUACUCGGUGAAGCGGUUCGGCCUCAGCCGGGUCUGCUGGGGCCGCGGCUGCGGGACCUUCUGGUGCAGCAACAUCCUGGUGCAGACGGACGAGAACGGCGUCAUCUCCAAGGUGGCCGACCGGUACCGGCUGACGGGGGACGUCCUGGACGGACAGAUGGAUCUGGACAUCCUGAACGUGAGGCGGACGGACAGCGGGCCGUACUGCUGCAGGGUGGACAUCGACGGCAUCUUCAACGACAAGAAGGUGAUCAUGAACCUGCGAGUGGUCAAAGCUUCAGUCACCAGUUCUCCUCCUCCUCCUCCAACAACCACGACCGCGGAUCGAGUGACGGAGCCGUCGGCCUCCACAGUGAACUGGAAAACGCUGCUGUCGUCUCAGCUGGACCUCCUGAGGAGGAACUCCACCCUGCUGCGCUCCGACACCAUCACCGUGGAGGACUCUCUACCCUCUCUCUCCCUUCAGAUCAACGUUCCCGUCCUCUCGCUCUCCCUCAGUGUGUUGUUGAUCUUGGCGGCAGUUUUCCUCUUUCUGGCCUUCAAACGUGGAGCGUACAGACGAGCCUUGAAGAGCGGCUGUCUUUCCUCUGAAGAACCUCCUCACAUCAUCUAUGAGAUCCGGAUGAGGAGGCCGGUCCAGGAGAACAUCUACACCCUGGACUAGAGAGCCACGCCCACACCUGGACCACAACUCUCUCACUGUCUCACACACACACACACACACACACACACACACACACACACACACACACACACACACACACA
Molecule: messenger RNA, 988 nt
Organism: Seriola aureovittata
Lineage: Eukaryota; Metazoa; Chordata; Actinopteri; Carangiformes; Carangidae
Gene: timd4
Product: T cell immunoglobulin and mucin domain containing 4
Exons: 8
Coding region: 90-887 (265 amino acids)
Source: RefSeq, a predicted model, not a curated record